This is a messenger RNA of Pleurotus ostreatus (oyster mushroom), 2439 nucleotides long. RefSeq lists its product as uncharacterized. The record is from RefSeq and is a predicted model, not a curated record. NCBI's taxonomy places the organism in Eukaryota, Fungi, Basidiomycota, Agaricomycetes, Agaricales, Pleurotaceae. The transcript is spliced from 2 exons. Bases 1 to 2439 code for a protein of 812 amino acids.
AUGGCCGCUAACAUGAGUGGCACGGCAUCCAAUAACUCCCUCUACUACUACCAUUACUCCGACGACUACUCUAGUGAUUACGACUCUGACUCCAGUGAGCAUCCUCUCAACGAUUUGGUUUCUUCGCUCAUUCGAUUUGAAUUAGGUAUGACGUCUACAAACUCUACUCCCAACAAGCAAGGUGCUGCCUUUCAGGAGGACCUUCUUGGUCGAACGCUCCGUGAUGUAUCAAUCGAAGACUUCGUGAAGCAUGUAUAUGGUUUCACGAGCAACGACAUGAAGUACAUAACGUCAAAUCAGUGGACGCUAGAUUUCAAAGGCCUGACCGAAUACAACGCAGCACUCAGUCAAGGCCGGCCGGAGAAUGCUCUGUAUUUGCCGUUCAAAACUAUCAUGGACGGGUUAUUCGAGAAAUUCCGCGAUGACAAGUAUUCCCUCGACAUAAAUCUUGCUUCUCUAGGCCACGAGCAAUUGAAGAGUAUGGGCACACCUCGGAAACCUGACGGACUUUUCAUGUUCAAGUCGCACCAAGACUCAGACAAGGUGUCUUGGUCACUCUCCAAGGCCUUCCUUGAAUUCCAAAUAAGCCCCAGCGAUCAAAGGAUUCGGAAGGAGGCACGAGGGGCACGCGGCCAAAUGCGCACACUUUGCAAAGGAAGAACACUUGGAUCUGCGCCAAAUUCGAGAGUUAAUGUGGGCGCCAUAGCCUCUGCGCUAGACUUGGCGCCGUCUGGAUCGAAGCGUCGGAGCUCCGACGUCCCUGAAAUUGAAGAGCGAGGUCAUUCGAAGCGACCCAAAGAAAUGACUUGGAAAGAGGCUCAAGGCGCUGGGUACGCUCUCGAGAUGAUGGCAGCUGCCUGUAGGCGUUGGGCUACCGGCUUCGUGAUCAGGGAUACAACUGUAUGGGUGCAUUACUACGACCGCAUAGGGGCCAUCUUCACUGAGGAGUUCGAUUUCUCUAAAGACCCACAAAAGCUGGCGAUGGUGGCUCUGGCCCUUGCCAAGUGCGACGUCGUUCAGGCUGGAUUCGAACCCCUCAUCUCCCCUAGCCUCGACUCCCCGCUUUCCGCUCCUCUCGUUUCGAUGGACGGCGCGUUCCUUCGUUUGCCUGCGUGCGAUGACGACACGGGCGCUACAUAUAUGAAGGACCACCUCUACUCUCACUUCCAGAUUUCCGGUAAUCCAUUAUACGUAUACCAAGGUCUUAACGGCCGAGGCUCACUAGUCCUCCCGGGUCGUCCCUUUGAAGCAGUUAAGGGAAGUGGUUCCCAGCUGGAGCAGGUAGCGAGCGACACACCAGACACAAGCAAGCUAGCGAACGGCACGAAUGACUCCGGCGACAUUGGAAUCGUACACGGCACCACAAAAUCUCUCCCUUCUCAAGUCUCUAUGGUGGUCAAACUAAGCUGGCCGCUGGCUACGCGGCCGAAUCUCGAAGCAGAAGUAAUACACACCCUCCGCGAGAGGGUGAAGCGGAUGAGGCCUCACCUUCCCAAAGUCCACUUCGCGAUGGUGCUCAAGGGGGUAUCUAUCCAUCUCCCCGGAGACCUGUUUCGUUCCAUGACUACGGAGCACAACCUUGAGCAGCGCUAUUUCACGGUUAUGAUCGUUGAGCAGUAUAAGCACCUGUGGGAGGUUCCGACUUACGCAGACUUCAUGAAGGCGUACCUCGAUAUCAUCGAAUGUCAUCACGCCGCAAUGGAAACUGGAAAAUUCCUCCAUCGUGAUAUAAGCGAUAGGAACUUACUAUGGAAGUGGAGCUCGAAACACCGACGCUCUGUCGGCAUCCUCAACGACUGGGAUCUUGCAUCCGACGUUAUCCCCUUGGGUCCUCACGCGAAGCACCGAACGGGAACUGGUCCAUUCAUGGCACUCGACCUCCUCACCGAUGACGACCCACCCACCCACCUCUAUCGUCAUGAUCUUGAAUCUCUAUUCUACGUCCUUGUUUGGGCGGCGGUACACUAUACCCUCGACAAGGGUAAUCCAGUUGUGAGCCAACCAGGUUCGACGAUAAUGAAGUGGACUGGAACGUAUGCCGACGCUCGUGAAGCCAAAAAAAGCUUCUUAGGUGACCCGCUGCCAAUUUUCAGUAAGAUACAACCUGCGUUCCAGCCCCUACGAAAGCAUCUCAACGCCCUGAGGAACUUGUUCAACAAGGCCCAUCAAAAUUCGGUCACGCUUGCGACUCGACUCCAAAGCAACAGUACACCAUAUGUUCCUGAUACUGAGGAACUGAUCAAUGGUGAUCUACUCGUGGAGAUCGACGAGGAUGACGAGGAUGACGAGCUUCCUUUAUCUACAUCCAAGUCCGAACCUCUUCCCCUGGUCGUUCCUACAUUGGAAGAGGUUGAGAUUGACUUUGAAACGCUGGGAGGAUGUUUGACCUUUGAAAAUUUUCUGGCUGCCUUAGACCAAAAACCUCGACAGUACCGGUGA